UGGCACGUGUGUACUGUACCGAUGAAAUCUUGAUUGUAAACACGAGAGACAAUAAUUCGUUAAAAUGACAAAGAAAAAGAGCAAAGUUAUUCGUUCUAUGAAAGCUAAGCAAAGCGAGGGACAAGAGGAAGACUACAGAAAGGCCCCACAUUCCUUUGUGUUUCACAGAGGUCAUGUUGGUAAAAAUAUUCUACAGCUUAUCAAGGACAUGCGACAUGUAAUGGAGCCUUAUACAGCAUCCCGACUUCAGGUCAGAAAGAAGAAUGUGUUGAAAGACUUUGUCAGUAUAGCUGGAGAUUUAGGAGUGUCACAUUUCUUGAUAUAUACAAAAUCAGAAAUAAAUGUUCACCUUCGAGUGAGUCGAUUAUCAAGGGGGCCAACAUUAACUUUCCGAGUGAAAGAAUACACAUUGUGUAAAGAUGUUGUGUCUUCCCUGAAAAAGCCAAAUGUGGACCCAAAACAGUUCAAUCACCACCCAUUGUUAGUGAUGAACAAUUUUAGUGGGGAGGAAAUGCAUCUGAAGUUGAUGUCCACAAUGUUUCAGAACAUGUUUCCUUCAAUAAACAUUAACAAGGUAAAUUUGAAUAACAUAAAGAGAUGUGUGAUGUUGAAUUACAACAGUGAAGAUAAGACAAUUGACUUCAGACACUAUAAUGUGAAGGUUGUACCAGUGGGGCUCAGUAAAGGUGUUAAGAAGUUAAUUAAAGCAGAAGUUCCAGACCUUAGUCGUUACAAUGAUGUCUGUGAUUUUAUAACCAAGGGAGGUAACCUCUCAGAGAGUGAAGCAGAACUGGAUGGAGAGCAUAAUGAAGUGGUCUUACCCCAAGACAUCAGAAGUAGGGGCAACAUCAAAGCUGCUAAAAGUGCCAUCAGGUUGACAGAAAUUGGUCCCCGUAUGACGUUACAGCUGCUGAAGAUAGAGGAUGGUGUAUGUCAGGGGGAGGUCAUGUUUCAUGAACUAGUCAUCAAAACUGACAAAGACCUCAAGGAUCUAAAAGCUCUGAGAGAUUCAAAGAGGAAGCUGAAAGAACUACGAAAGAAACAACAGGACGAGAAUGUCCGAAAGAAGAAACUUAAGACUGAGAAACACAAACAGAAGUGUCUGGAGGGAAUGAAGAGAAGAAGAGGGGAGGAAGAUGUAGAGCAGCCAGAGCUGGGAGGUAAGGAUUAUGAUGAUAAUGCAAAUGAUGAAGAUGAUGAUGAUGCAGCAUACUAUCAACAGGAAGUAGGGGAAGCCCCUGAUCCAGAUCUGUUUCAAAGUACCAGGAGGAAGAGAAAGGUUGUUUCAAAGUCACCAGUUCCUCACAAGAAAAAGAAACCAAAUGUUGUGAGCAAUGGUGACAAAUCUAACAUUAAAGACAGUAUGAAAGGAAAAAAUAUCAAAUUUUCUCGGGGAUCAAAACCUGAUGAGUCAUGGAAAGUGAAAGGAAAAUCCAAAGGUGGAAAAAUAAAGCAGAAAAACAGGCCAGAUAAUAAGAAGGUUAAAAGGUCAGGAGAGAUAACCAAGAAACCCAAAUUUAAAGCAAAACGAAAAGGCAGAAAAUGAUGUACAAAUUUUGUAUUGAGAAUUAAAGAAA
Molecule: messenger RNA, 1577 nt
Organism: Saccostrea echinata
Lineage: Eukaryota; Metazoa; Mollusca; Bivalvia; Ostreida; Ostreidae
Product: suppressor of SWI4 1 homolog
Exons: 10
Coding region: 65-1546 (493 amino acids)
Biological process (GO): ribosomal large subunit assembly; rRNA processing
Cellular component (GO): preribosome, large subunit precursor
Molecular function (GO): rRNA binding
Source: RefSeq, a predicted model, not a curated record